This is a messenger RNA of Pararge aegeria (speckled wood butterfly), 1616 nucleotides long. RefSeq names its product synaptic vesicle 2-related protein-like. Gene Ontology annotation, biological process: transmembrane transport. Bases 52 to 1593 code for a protein of 513 amino acids. Lineage: Eukaryota; Metazoa; Arthropoda; Insecta; Lepidoptera; Nymphalidae. Gene Ontology annotation, molecular function: transmembrane transporter activity. The transcript is spliced from 10 exons. The record is from RefSeq and is a predicted model, not a curated record.
ACUUGCAGAAACAUUUAACUAACACGAAGCGUUAUUUUAGUUAACUAAAAUAUGGAGACAUCGGACAGCGACAAAGCUUUAGGGAAGUGCUCUUUUGAGGAUGCUUUAGAUAUAAGCGGCUUCGGCAAAUACAACUACGGUAUGCUCUCGGUCUGCUGUCUACUCAUUCUCCAGAUGUACAUCGAUAUCUUCGGCUUGUCAGUUCUUCUGCCUAGCGUUUCCUGUGAUAUGGAUCUGACGACAAACGACCAGGGGCUUCUGUGUGCUGUACCAUUGAUCGGUAUCAUGGUGUCAUCCUACGCCUGGGGCCUGUGCGCAGACACGCUGGGUCGACGGAAAACCAUGAUCAUAGCUAUGCCGAUCGGAUUGCUCUUGACUUUGGCGACCAGCAUAGCACCCAACUUCACUAGUCUCUGCUUAUUAAAACUCCUGUCUGCUGGAUUUUCUUCGGCCGCAAACGCCUCCGCUUUCGUGUUACUCGGUGAGACAGUGCCGCGGGAGCGCCGCAGUCGGUUUAUGUUCCUCAUGGCCAGCGCCACCAUGGUCGGCCAACUUAUCAUAUCUUUGCCAGCACUACCAGUCUUUUCCCUGAAAUUCCACAUCUACGUACCAUGGCUGUCGAUCGAAUACCGCCCCUGGAGGUUGCUGAUGCAGAUUCUGUGCAUUCCUGGAGGCCUGGGACUCAUUGGCAUAGUACUUCUGGAGGAGAGCCCCAAAUUCCUCCUUAGCAAAGGCCUGGAGCAAAGAGCUUUGGAUGUUUUGAAGAAAAUGUUUCACUCCAAUACGGGAUUACAUUAUGACAACUAUCCAGUUAAAACACUACACCUCGAGAAGUCGGAACUAAAGAACAGUACGAAUUCCGGCUCCUUCUUCCGUCACAUGUGGAACCAGACGGCCCCACUGUUCAAGCCCCCACUCCUGAAGAACUCCCUUAUAUUGUAUUUUAUUCUACUGUCCGCUUAUAUGACGUCGACCGGGUUCACUAUGUGGGUGCCAUCGAUGACCAACGCUUACUUUAACGGCGGCGAUACAACUGGCAAGACGUUUUGCGAAGUGCUGACCGCGUCCAUCGCUGUCACAUCAACAAAACACGACAAUUUCACAAGCAGUAUUAACAAGGAUUGCGACCACGUCAUCCAACCGCUAACAUUAUACGCUGUGAUGGUGUACUCCGGCCUCUGUGGGACUCUGAACCUCCUGCUCACCUUCGUGGUGGGCCCCCUGGGGAGGAAGAAGACAACACUACUCGUGUUCAUCGUCUGCAUUACUUGCGGAGUUGUCCUAAUGUUCAUAAGAGUACCAAUGUUGAGCAUCUUGAUGUUCUACAUGUUUCCGUAUGUGGCUCUUAUACUGGGUAAUAUUAACAGCUACCUGGUUGAGUUGAAUCCAACGUAUUUAAGAGGCAUGGCGACAUGUCUGUCAGUGGUGGUGGCGCGGGGCUUCGGCUUCGCGAGUGUACAACUGAUCGGAAGGCUGCUGGUUGCCAACUGCGAGCCUAUGAUUGCCGGGUACAUCGUGAUAGUCAUACUUGGCCUAAUAACAGCGUGUUUCUUGCCACCUGACGUCAAAAACAUCGCACACACCACUAAAUGACAUGAUACGUCGUCAUUGCGCAA